This is a messenger RNA of Chenopodium quinoa (quinoa), 4041 nucleotides long. RefSeq names its product cytochrome P450 CYP82D47-like. Gene Ontology annotation, biological process: defense response to other organism. The transcript has 2 exons. The record is from RefSeq and is a predicted model, not a curated record. Bases 168 to 1706 code for a protein of 512 amino acids. Lineage: Eukaryota; Viridiplantae; Streptophyta; Magnoliopsida; Caryophyllales; Amaranthaceae. Gene Ontology annotation, molecular function: iron ion binding; monooxygenase activity; heme binding.
AUUUUGAAAUAUGUUUCUUCAGCACCUAAACAUUGAUUGAUCUAGUAUUUAAAUCAUAUCAUAUAAAUAAUCCUAUCACAGAAGUAUCCUGCUGAAGUCUGUAAAGUGUAAGCAAAACUUCAAGAACACAAGUCUCAGUUCAUCACCACAAAAAACUGUAAAACAACAUGGAAUUUAAAUUUCAGCUCUCUGCUGAAGCUACAAGCUUUCUUGCCUUAUUACUAUUUCUCUGCUGCCUGUUUCGACGAAAAAGGGGAACUGACACCAAGGCGAAACCUCCCCAGCCAUCUGGUUCUUGGCCUGUUUUUGGCCAUCUACAUCUUCUAGGAGAACUUCCUCACAUAACUUUGGGAAAAUUAGCAGAUAAAUAUGGUCAAAUCUUUAUGAUCAAGCUUGGUGUCCACCAAGCUUUGGUUGUGAGCACAGCAGAGAUGGAAAAAGAGUGCUUAGGUGGCACCAAUGACAAAGUAUUCUUAAACCGUCCCAAGAAAAUCUUUGUAGAGCAUAUAGCUUACAAUGGUGCCAUGUUAGGCUUAAGCCAAUAUGGCUCAUAUUGGCGUGAGAUGCGUAAAAUUACCACUGUCGAGGUACUGUCCACCCAUCGGGUGGAGAUGUUUAAAAAUGUCAGGAUAUCUGAGGUAAGAUCGGCGAUGAAGAGUAUAUCAGUUGUCAGGUCUGAAUUAACAGACAUGAAACAAUGGUUUACUGAUAUAAGCAUGAAUACUAUUGUAAGAUUAGUUUCAGGCAAGUCAUUGAAGGAAUUUUAUCAAGGGGAGGAAUAUAAUAGGCGUGUAAAGGCAAUCAGGGAUUUCUUUGAAUUGGCAGGUGUAUUUGUCCCUGCUGAUGCACUGCCCUUACUGAGGUGGUUUGAUAUCGGAGGGUACGAGAGGAAAAUGAAGAAGGCAGGAAAAGAGAUUGAUCAUAUAGCUCAAAGGUGGUUGGAUGAACAUAGAAACAGAAGCUCUGAAGAGGCACAAGGAAAGCUGGACUUCAUGGAUGUGAUGCUUGGUAUUUUCGAGUCUGGACAGGAAAAGCCUUCCAAAUAUGAAACAGAUACAAUUAUCAAAGCCACUUGCAUGGCGUUGAUUUUAGCAGCAGCAGACACCACAGCAGUAACCUUAACAUGGGCAUUAUCAUUGCUACUCAACAAUAAAGAUAUCCUGAAGAAGACUCAAGUUGAACUAGACACGAUAGUGGGAAGCGAAAGGCAGGUGGAAGAGUCAGACCUCAAGAAUUUAGUCUACUUGCAAGCAGUUCUCAAGGAGACUAUGAGACUAUACCCUGCUGCACCCCUUUCAGUCCCUCGCGAAGCUAUUUCAGAUUGUAUCGUGAGUGGUUAUAAUAUUUCAGCUGGGACACAACUCUUUGUCAAUCUUUACAAAAUACACAGAGAUCCAAGAGUGUGGUCAGACCCAUUGGUUUUUCGUCCGGAAAGGUUUCUCACAACUAGUGAAAACUAUGAUGUUAGAGGCCAAAGUUUUGAAUUUAUGCCUUUUGGAAGUGGAAGGAGGAUAUGUCCUGGUAUAUCUUUUGCCCUUCCUGUCAUGCAGUUUACACUAGCUAAUUUAUUCCAUGGAUUUGACAUCUCAACUCCAUUGGAUGAAGCUGUCGACAUGACUGAGGGUUUUGGACUAACCAACCUCAAAACUACACCACUUGAGGUCAUUCUCACCCAUCGCCUUCCUUCCAACCAGGGGCGGAUCUAGGGGGGGUUCAAGGGGGUUCAUUGAACCCACAGAUUUUUUGAAAAAAAAUUAUAAGUUUUAAUUUUUUUUUUUAAAAAAAAAAAGAAAAAGGGUUAAUACAAAUUUCUGUGAGAAUAAUAAUCACAUGGGUAAGUUUGGUGCAUUGGUAAGGCUUUGAAUAAUAGAGCAGCGCGCCCUUUUAAUGUCUUAGGUCUUAGGUUCGACUCCUAUUGCCCUCUUUUUUUGUACUUUUUUUUUUUUUUUUUUGUUCUUUUACUCCUUACAUUCAGAUUUCAGAAAUCAAACAUCGACAUUUCUUAUUUUCCCCAAAUUCCCAAACACCAAAACCCUAACCUUGACACCCUAUGACCCUAGCCAGUAGCCACUAGCCGCCGCGACACCGCACACCGAGACACCAACCGGCGACCGGGAGCACUGACGACCUCACGGAGUGACGGAGACACGGACGAGGGACGACUGUUCUUAAUUCAGACUUCAGAGUUCUUCUACAAUUGUGAGUCCUCUUAAUCUCUUAUUCCUCUACUCCUAUUAAUUCUUAAUCUUGGUUUGCUUGUUUUAUUUUUUAAAUUGGUUUAUGGUUUUGAUAUAUUGUUGAAUUCUUGAAUUGUUGAGAAAUUGAAUUGUAGAAACUUAGAAGUUAGAAUUAAAAAAAAUUUACUUGUUUUUUUUUUUUGAAAUAAAAUUUUUACUUGUUCUAUUAAUUGAAAUUUGAUAAUUAGAAGAAGUUUAUAUUGUCGAAUUUGUGUUUAUUGGGGACUUGUGAUUUUAAUUGAUAAUUAAUUGUGUAUUAUGUAAAAAAUAAGUUGCGGAAUAGUACGGGUGAUCAACUAUUGAAUGAUAGUUUAGUUACUUAUCUUGAGAGAGACUUAAUUGCAAGAGUUAGUGAUGAUGAUGUAUUAGCACGCUUUCAAAGUAGGAAAAUUCGAAGAAUGCUUUUGUAGGUUUUUUUUUAUUUUUUUUAUUUUUUUUAUUGUGUAAUUCAUCCGUGAUAAAAAUUUGAUUUAUGUAUUGAAUUUUUAAUCAAAAUAUGAUCAUCGUUUUUUUUUUUUAAGAUUUCGAACCCACAGUUCGGAAUUCCUGGAUACGCCGCUGCUUCCAACCUUACUUUAUUCAAGUCAAUUUGAGUCCAGGAUUUUCCCAAGAUUGCUCAGAAAGUAGCAUUCUACAUUCAGCUAGUUUGUUAACAGCAAGCAGCUUCUCAUGGAGAGUCAUUGAAACAUGCACAGAAUCCUGUGCAUUGUAACAAAUUUAAUUAGUUAAAUGCUUGUACAUGUAACUCAUAUAUUUAGAAAGGAGGACUAAUUAGUAUAGAGUUACAAAUUUUGGGGGGUGCAUGGUAUAAACAUUAGAAUUUUUAGAAACGAAAUGGAAAGAAAGCAAAUAAGAGGGGAAAUUAUUAAGCCCUUACCUUUUCAGUUGUUUGGUUUAACUAUAAAAAAAAAUAUAAAAUUUAAUUAAACUUGUGUGUUUAAGAAGGGUAAUGUAUUGAUACCAAAGGUUAUAGAGCAGUCUUAAUUAGGUGGAUUAGAGGGAUAUCAAAGGUAUAAACAUGAAUAUACUGAAAUUGUAACACAAUAUUGUCACCCAUCAAUUACACAAAUAAACACCAAAAAAAACAUGUAUAAAAAUCAUGCCCUAAAUCAUCAAGUAUAAUAUUCCAGCAAAUUUAAUAAUAAAACCCUAAAAAUUUACUCUUGCAACAACUAUACCACAUUAUCUCACAAAAUGAACCAACAUAAACAACAAUAUUAAUUAAGAGCUAAUGUGCUAAAGCCUACAAAUUAAAAAAAUAGAGCACAAUACAAAUAAAGCACAAAUAAAUAAUACUGUAUAUCACAGGCAAUAAAUCUUAUAAAUCACCUUAAUAUAUAAUCUUUUUAAAUUUUACCUUUCUCUUUGUUAAAUUAGAGGGAUAUCAAAGGUAAUAAAUCUAAUAAUAUGAAUAAAGAAAAAAAAAACAUAAAAAUAGUCAUCAAUCCAUGCACGUGUUCACCUAUGCAUAGCUCCAAGCCACAAGGUCAGAUAUUUUGAGGUUUUUCUGGCUUAUUUGAAUAGGUUAUUGCUAAUAUUUGUCAUCGUUUAAUUUAUAUGUCACAUGGCCCAAAUACAUUACAGUUAAUGACAAAUUUUAUUUUUGUAGGGUUAGCACUGACAUAUUAUUACCAAAAGUCCAACACCGAUGAUUUAGUUUGUUCCAAAGAAAGCAAAAUUUAGUAGGGAUGGCACUGGCAUUUUAAAAUUGACUAAUCCAUUUUUUUUUUUUUUUUACUAAUCCAGUAUUUUUAACCAUAUAAUUUGAAGAAUCCCAUGACAGAAUUAUCUUGCUGAAGUCUUA